Gopherus evgoodei (Goodes thornscrub tortoise) is the source of this 1488-nucleotide messenger RNA. RefSeq names its product coenzyme Q2, polyprenyltransferase (gene COQ2). Lineage: Eukaryota; Metazoa; Chordata; Testudines; Testudinidae. Gene Ontology annotation, cellular component: mitochondrial inner membrane. Gene Ontology annotation, biological process: ubiquinone biosynthetic process. The transcript is spliced from 7 exons. The record is from RefSeq and is a predicted model, not a curated record. Bases 1 to 1113 code for a protein of 370 amino acids.
AUGGCGGCUGUGGUAGGGCGGCUCUGCCGGGCCUCUGGAACUGCCGCCUGGCCCCGCUGCCUCCUCCGCGCCGGCUGCGCCCGCCCCGCCGCCGCGCUCGCUGUCCCGCCCCACGGCGGCCCCGGCUCGCCGCUGGGCCUGAGCUGGGAGGCGGGGAGCGGGAGGCGGCCGCUGAGCUUCUCGGCGGCGGGGCUGGUGAGCUCGGCCCCCGGCCCGCUGCAGCCCUACCUGCGGCUCAUGAGGCUGGACAAGCCCAUCGGAACGUGGCUGUUGUAUUUGCCGUGCACAUGGAGUAUAAGCUUGGCAGCAGAGCCAGGAUGUUUUCCAGACUGGUAUAUGCUGUCACUGUUUGGUACUGGAGCGGUCCUGAUGCGUGGAGCAGGCUGUACAAUUAAUGACAUGUGGGAUCGGGACUUUGACAAAAAGGUUUUAAGAACAGCAAGUCGACCAAUAGCUGUUGGAGAUAUCUCAACUUUUCAGUCCUUCGUUUUUCUUGGGGGACAGCUUAGCUUGGCUUUGUGUGUCCUUCUGUGUCUAAAUUACUAUAGUAUUGCCCUAGGAGCAGCCUCUCUGUCUCUUGUGAUCACUUAUCCACUGAUGAAGAGAAUCACGUAUUGGCCGCAGUUGGUUUUGGGACUUACAUUUAAUUGGGGAGCCUUGCUUGGGUGGUCUGCGAUCAAAGGUUCAUGUGAUUGGUCGGUGUGUUUGCCUCUGUACUUCUCUGGAGUUAUGUGGACAUUGAUAUAUGACACCAUCUAUGCACAUCAGGAUAAAAGAGAUGACAUGGUCAUUGGUGUGAAGUCAACAGCACUACGGUUCAAUGAAAACACAAGGCAAUGGCUCAGUGGCUUCAGUGUUGCAAUGCUCAUGGGUCUGAGUGUGGCAGGAAUAAACUGUGAACAGACUUUCCUCUAUUACACAGCUGUGGCUGCCAUCGGUGCUCACUUAGCUCACCAGAUUUACACUUUGGACAUACACAAACCUGAAGACUGUUGGCAGAAGUUUACCUCUAACCGCACAAUCGGAUUUCUACUUUUCAUAGGGAUUGUAACUGGAAAUUUAUGGAAAAGAAAAGAUCCCAAAGAAAUGAAUGCAGUCAACACUGAUAUUUAGUCAUUAUUUAAAAAAAAAACUAUUCAAAGGUAAAAGCACCUUAUCCGCAACUGCUACUCAUUUUGCUUAAUUAAAAUAUUUGGCCAAAGCAUCUGUUUUUUAAGAAGAUACUUCAGCAAACAGAAUUAUUGUUAGUGUGUGCCUUGUGAAUACACUUUAAAGACUGAACUAGCAGUGAUCUUGGCAACUAAGCUUCUCUGCUGCUUGUGGUGAUCUUUUAUUGUAAAAUCCCUUUCCUCCCUCUUGCAAGGAAUCUUUUGUAAAAUGUUGUCUACUGCCCUGGCAGUCUGCAAAACUCUCUGUAGGUUUCUUAGGGUCAUGGUUCAUGUGAAAAUGUAGUAAUUUUGUAAUGUAAAAUAAAACCUGCUGUGUGAA